Molecule: messenger RNA, 548 nt
Organism: Racocetra persica
Lineage: Eukaryota; Fungi; Glomeromycota; Glomeromycetes; Diversisporales; Gigasporaceae
Source: the annotation of a GenBank genome assembly
AAAAAACGGGAGAAAAAAAGGAAGAUUACAGCAAAAAAGAUCUCAGAAAAGUAUUAAAUCCUGAUUUUGACUUUGGUAUAUUGCGUAAAGAAAAAGCACAAGAAAUUCUUGAUAUUUGGAAAAAUUGGUCUUCAUCAAAGAAUUCAGAUAUGGAUUCAUAUAAUACAUGUGUGACAAUUGGACAUUUACAGAUAAACUUUGCAUGCGAUAUUACAAAGGGAACUGAAGACGGUGUGAGAAAUGUUAAUAAAGAGGACGCACCAAUUGCAUCUAUCCAACCAAAAAAUUUAAAAAAAAAAUGUGAUGCCGAUAGAGAAAAUUUGGAAAUAAAUGAAGGCUUAAUAAAUAUUGAAGAAAAUAAAAUUUUAGAUUUUUAUCUGCUAAGUGAUGUAGAAUCAGAUAUUAAUGAUGCAGAAUCUGGUAGUGAGUCUCCAGUACAAAAAUAUCCGAAUAUAGAUAGCCCGAAAGAUAAUUGGCCCUUACCUUCAGGAAGAUCGAUAAGUAUAAUUUAUGACAAAAGAAUUUUCACAAAUCGCAGUAAUUUAUAG